This is a messenger RNA of Thunnus maccoyii (southern bluefin tuna), 3455 nucleotides long. It is a transcript of the gene ppig, whose product is annotated as peptidylprolyl isomerase G (cyclophilin G). The record is from RefSeq and is a predicted model, not a curated record. Gene Ontology annotation, molecular function: peptidyl-prolyl cis-trans isomerase activity. The transcript is spliced from 13 exons. The coding region runs from base 174 to 2297 and encodes 707 amino acids. Gene Ontology annotation, biological process: protein folding; protein peptidyl-prolyl isomerization. NCBI's taxonomy places the organism in Eukaryota, Metazoa, Chordata, Actinopteri, Scombriformes, Scombridae. Gene Ontology annotation, cellular component: nucleus.
AAAAACUGGCGCAUGAUACUCAACAUGCAUUGACGUCCCCGCCGCGCCAUCUUCAGAAAACAGCGAGCAGCCGGACACUGAAUGAAACUUCACGUACAUGUCGCUUGAGAGAGCCAGCUGCUGUAUGGAGUGAUAUUCUCGGUUUUUCAGGUAUUUAUUCAGUACAGGAGAUCAUGGGGAUCAAGGUUCAACGUUCUCGGUGUUUCCUUGACAUUGGAAUCGGCAAUGUGCUAGUCGGCCGAGUUGUGGUCGAAUUGUUUUCAGACAUCUGUCCCAAAACAUGUGAAAACUUCAGAUGCCUUUGCACAGGUGAGAAAGGUAUCGGCAAAGGAACUCAGAAACCUCUCCAUUACAAAGGAUGUCUGUUCCAUCGGAUCGUGAAAGACUUCAUGAUUCAAGGAGGAGACUUCAGUGAAGGCAAUGGAAGAGGAGGCGAAUCCAUCUAUGGAGGCUUUUUUGAAGAUGAAAGCUUUGCUGUUAAACACAACAAGGAGUACCUGCUGUCUAUGGCCAAUAGGGGCAAAGAUACAAAUGGAUCACAGUUUUUCAUAACAACAAAACCCUCACCACAUCUGGAUGGUGUCCAUGUGGUUUUUGGCCAUGUGAUUUCUGGGCAAGAGGUUGUCCAAACUAUGGAGAACCAGAAAACGGAUCAUAAUAGCAGGCCAUAUGCUGAGGUGAAAGUUAUGAACUGUGGAGAGCUCAUCCCUAAAUCUAAAGCAAAGAAAAAUGAAAAAAAGAAAGAGAAAGCCUCCUCAAGCUCCAGCAGUAGUUCCAGUGACUCUGAGAGCUCCUCCGAAUCCUCCUCUGAAUCUGAAGAAUCCGAUAAGGAAUCUAAGAAGCGGAAAAAGAGGGCGAAAAAACAAAAAAAGAAACAGAAGAAGAAGAAGGACACCAAAAGGUCAGAGCCUGAAAGUGCUGAAGAGAAAGAACAAGAAGAGUUGGUUACAUCUACUGUACGUCCUGAAGAAAUACCACCGAUCCCUGAGAAUCGAUUCCUCAUGAGGAGAAGCCCGCAGGCAGUCCAGAAGCCAAAAGAAGAGGAGGCUGAGAAGGAACAACGACAUAAAGAGGAAAGGCCAAGAGAGAGUUCUGGCAUAACAUAUAAUUCUCAGUCAGCAUAUCACAGAAGACUAGUGAUGACACGAUCCGGCAGGAAGAUAAAAGGCAGGGGUCCGAGGAGGUAUCGUACUCCGUCUCGUUCAAGGUCCAGGGAUCGUUUUCGGCGUAGUGAAACUCCUCCACACUGGCGUCAGGAGAUGCAGCGUCAGAGGAUGAGGGCAGUCACUGGAGAGCGCUGGAUUAAGGGUGACAGAGGUGACAUGAAUGAUGCCAAGGAUGAGGCUGCUAAAGCUCCAAGAAGAGAGCGACGGACCUCCAGCACGAAGCAUGAACACUCAGCUGAGGGUAAAAAAGACAAGAAAACUCGAUCUCAUAGAUCCAAAAGCAAAGAAGAGGACACUGAAGAGAAGGAUGAGAAACACAGCAAACAGAAGGCAAAGAAAAGCCGCAAAUCUCAAAGCCGCAGUAAAAGCCGAGAAAAGAGUAGAAGGUCAAAAAGCAGAGAGAAGAGUCACAAGCAUAAAAGUGAUAACAAGAGAGACCGCUCAAGGAGCAAAGACCGAAGUGUCAAUAAGAAAGAAAAGGAGUCCGAAUCUGAUCAUAAUAAAGAUAGAAAUAAGGGUCACGAGUCUGAUAAAAAGCAUAAAGAGGAUACAAAAGGAAGAAACGGUGAGAGGACUAGGACAAAGUCACAAAGCAAGGAAAGAACUUCAAAAGACGGGCACAGAUCUAGUAGCAGAAACAGGGACAGGAGCGGACCUGCGGUAUCAAAAGACAAGGAGGAAAAACGAGAAAAAGACAGAGACAGGGGCAGGGAACGCAGCAGGAGUCAGCAAAGGCGACACAACAGUGAAAAGGAGGAUAAGAGGCGAGGAACGUCCAGGAGCAGGGAGCCUCGACCAAGAAGUCCAGACAGAAGUAAGACUAGAGACUCGCACAGGAGCAGGCGCUCCAGAAGUAAGAGCAAUAAGAGAGACCACAGCAAAGAACGGUCAUCUCAUAGAAAAGACAGAGAACCUGCCAACCAAAGGAGAAGGCGUAGCAGCAGUUCUGAGAGUGAUAGAGAUAAAAGGAAGAGUCACAAAAGCCCAGAUACCAAGCGAAGAGGAGCAAAUAGUACCUCCAGAGACAGAAGAAGCCCAGCCAGACCAAGACCAGAUAGUACAAAAGGCAAAGACAGAAACAACAGCAAGAGGAAUAAAUCGAGCUCUAGCUCAAGCUCUGACAGCGACUGAGCCUGUGAAGAUAUCCCUAAAGAAAUAGUUUUUGUUCCUGUUUUUUAUCCACUACGCAUUCAAACUUACCAUCCAGAGUGGGGCACAUUCCUCAUUCAGUGCAAAAAAAAAAAAGGAAAUCCACAGUCCAGCCCAAGCUUAAAUGAUUCUACAAUACAGCCUGUCCGACCUAGAUUCCAAAACUGUAAUAAACGGAGAGGCAGGGUCAGACUGGGACAACAAAACACUGCUGGUUGGCCGCCGACGCAUCUGUCUCGCUCAUGUUUUUGUAUAAUGGGUUGCUUAAGCAGCCCACAUACCGACCGGCCCAUCGGGAUUUCUCCCGGUGCUCCUGAUGGUCAGUCCGACUCUGCAGAGAAGAGAGCGCAACAGAUGGAAGCUGUGCAGGAAAACAGAAAAAGAUCAAGCAGUAAAAACAACUGUUGACAUUUAAUACAACCGUCGAAAGCUGUAAUGACAGACUGUAGCAUCAUGUGAGAUUUGGCUGGAUGGAUUGUGAACUGAAUUUUGUGUGGAUUAAGUGCUCUACACUACUGAUGGGUAGCUGGAGCUGCAUGGCCAGUGAUGAGGAAAUGAUUUGUGACUGAACAGGAAUUCACCCACAGUGCGGACUUCAGAGUGUAAAAGUACCCGGUGUUCUUUUAAUUGUACAUGACCAGAAGAAGUCUGUUUGAAGGCUGUGUUUUUUUAAUUUUGGAUUAUUUGGUAAAUUUAUAUUUUGGCUUUACAAUAGUUCCAGUUUCAGACAGUUUGUAAAAAAUAAAAUUAAAAAAAAAAAAUCUUAAGAUUUUACUGCAACAGAGAUCUUUUUCCCCCAGUACUUUUUCUACUGAAGUUUGUUUUAAUGUUAUUUAAUGAAGUUGGUUUCGGGGAUAAGGACCGCAAAAUGUCUGUUUACUUGUCACGUUAUUUUCACUAUAGCGGUCAGUCUGAAAGAGAAACACACUCAUAAUUUCUUGCAUGUUUACCCCUGUUAAUGAUGUAUUAUGUACAUCCAUGACUCUUUUUUUUUUUUUUUUUUUUACAUCCAUGACCUAUUACUGUAAUCCUCAUGCUGUAAGUACAACAUAAAAUCAGUUUGUAUGAAUUGUUUUGUGCACGCUGGUUUUAAGGACGACUGCAGUGUAGAAUGAAUUAAAAAUUUCCAUUUUGAUUUUA